Aspergillus ochraceoroseus IBT 24754 is the source of this 418-nucleotide messenger RNA. RefSeq lists its product as uncharacterized. The record is from RefSeq and is a predicted model, not a curated record. The transcript has a single exon. Bases 1 to 312 code for a protein of 103 amino acids. NCBI's taxonomy places the organism in Eukaryota, Fungi, Ascomycota, Eurotiomycetes, Eurotiales, Aspergillaceae.
AUGUCUACCGGAGCCAUGGCCACCCUUCAUGUCGAAUUUAUUCGUUAUGCUGCCGAAGACUGCACCGAAGAACUUGGACCUGUCACCGUGACGGAAGGAUAUUGCGUCGCUCUAGAGAACUUUCCUGUUCUUAGUGUCGAGCCCUCUCUUGUCACUGGAGCUUGUGAAGAUGCUUCGCAAUCCCCUGUUCUUAGCAUCUACGGCAACAGCGACUGCGCGACUGGUCUCAUUACCACAGUUGAUGUUGGGUCCGUGGCACAGUGCUCAGCCUUGAAUGCCACUGCUGAGAGUUUGUCUCUUGCAUGUGCUUAGGCUUGGGAGUUUCCCUCAUCCGGACUCAGUGGACUAUACCGCAGAUGUCCUGGUAAAAGGGUGGAAUGAAUUUGUAUGAAGGGUACAUUACAUGCCGAUGUUUUUG